Molecule: messenger RNA, 1874 nt
Organism: Fusarium odoratissimum NRRL 54006
Lineage: Eukaryota; Fungi; Ascomycota; Sordariomycetes; Hypocreales; Nectriaceae
Exons: 3
Coding region: 29-1396 (455 amino acids)
Molecular function (GO): arylesterase activity
Source: RefSeq, a predicted model, not a curated record
CAAAAAUCAAGUUGAUUCAACAAAAUAGAUGCUCUAUUCUCCCCGAAUAAAGAAUCCGCAUGUGAAACAUUCGGAAUUGGAAAAUCCCAGAACCGACCGAGGUCACCUCGGAAGCCAUGGAAGCUUAAUUGGGGUCAUAGCGACGAGGGUUCCACCGAAACUUAAUCCUGUUCAAACUCCGACUUCCCCUCUCUUCAUCACUCAAACUCCGAAAGCUAUGUCUUCAAGAUCGAUAUUCGUGAUCUUACUCAUUGGACUGAUUGCUUCUUUCGUGUACGAGAGGAUCAAUCUGAUUCAGACAUUCUAUCAAAAUGCUCCCUCGCGUAUCACCAAGGUGAACAACAUCGGGAAAUAUGAAGUCAAAUUUCAAGAUCAGAUAAGGAGUUGUGAGGAUGUUUUACUCAUUGAGAAGCAUCAUCUUGCAAUUCUGGCCUGUGAUCCAGGAAGAGAGCGGCACAACACUGUCAUGGGAAUCUUUGCGGGAAAUCUUACUAAUAAUGCUGAACUUUGGGCAUAUGACUACACAGUCACCGACGGUACUGACGCUGAAUCCCUGAAGAGGAUCAAAUUGGCUGGAUUCCCUCACGCAUCUGACUUUCACACCCUGGGCAUGGCGUUUGAUCUUGAGACAUCUAAUCUCUUCGUCGUGAGCCAUGCCGUCGCAGGAUCACGCAUUGAGCUCUUCAAUCUCGACAUUGGAUCAUUGACUGCCAGUUACAUCCAGACCAUUCAGCAUCCUCUCAUCAACGCACCAAAUUCAAUCGCUUCUGUCAACGGACACGAGUUCUACGUCACCAACGAUCACUACAUUACCAAGAAACAGUCGCUCCUGUUGAGUAACCUGGAGACAUAUCUGGGUCCGCCGACAGGAACAGUGGUCCAUGUGAACCUCAAAGCGUCAGAUCUCGAUGUGAGGGUUGUCGCGUGGGUUCCUUUCGCAAACGGUAUCGAAAUCCUCAACAGCUCAACCGUUGCGGUGGCGUCGUCCUCACGAGCGGCCAUUUAUAUGUUUAAUACUUCAGACGCCACAAAAUUCAAAGAGACCUCCAGGAUCAAACUUCCUUUCUUACCAGACAACCUCUCUGGAUCUGGUGAUAAGCUCAUGAUCGCGGGACACGGCAACAUGCCUGCCCUGGCAAAGUUCACGCAGUCACGUCGUUUUUGCAACGACCCCUUUGAAUACGAACGCGCGGACCCUACUAUGAAGGAGUCCUGUGUUAAACUACAAGCUAUUUCUUGGGUUUCUGAGUGGAGUGAAAGUGAAGGAUUGAAGCACCUUUAUGUUGACACUGAGUAUCCGUCGAGCUCGACUGCUGUCAAGGACGCUGGAAAGGGCGUUGGAAUUAUCAGUGGUCUUUACGCCAAGGGUAUUUUGAUCUGGAGAGAUGAGAAAUAAAACCACGCUAGUUUUGUGUUCAUCGCUGAGUAUUAGAAAGAAAGUCGAGACCUAGAACCGGAGGAAAGUGUUCAGAGGCAAGGAAUUUAUCUGAACAAGUGGAUGCAAAUGCAUUUCAACAGGUUAAUGCUCCACUUUGGCUUUAGUCAAUCACUAUACGUAUGAUUGAGAGUACAUGGGAUGACCGCCUGCAUUCACAGUUGGGAACGAGACUGAACAACGGAAUCUGUGUAACAUCUCCCGUCUUUCACCAUCUCCCGCACCGUCAAAGAACAGUACCGGAUAAAGGAUUCACAGGGGCACUAAACAAGAUUUCGGCAGUACAUCUGUGAUCUCAGUCUACCGUUUCGUGAAUAAGUCCAGAGACUCAGGUAUAAAUCUACUCAUUUCGUAAACUUUGGACGGAAUACGCUCAAUUCCAUCGUAUCUAGACCCCAAACUCUCAAGAGGCCGCGCUAGUAUACACGAUGAGUUCUCC